UGCGUCAACACGCCCCCACAUCGUGCUCUCUGUUCUCUCUCUACCAAGCUCAGCAGUCAAGAGGGUGCGCGCAUUGAGUAUGUCCCUGCGGCAUCUAUUGAAUCCCCAGCAAGAAUUCUCGAGUCCGUCCAGGACCCAUACUCCGCUCGAUGGGUCUCAGUCGGACAGUCCAUCGUCGGCGAGCGAUACAGAACUCGAGGAAAUAGCGGAGGAUGUACAGAAGGCCGUGAUCUCGCACGAACAUAAACCACAUCCGGAUUGCCCUAGCAGCCUCUCAUGUCUCCCCGACACGAGCGACAGGCCACAACACACCUUGCCAAUCAUCCUGAGAUGCGCCAUUAUGGGUAGUCCGAAGCAGCGUUUAACCAUCAGAGAGAUAUACGCGGCGAUGGAAGACAAGUAUCCAUAUUACCGCACCGCGGGGACCACUUGGAAGCAAUCUGUGCGCCAUCAUUUGUCGCUCAGUCGCCUCUUCGAGAGAACACCCAGACCUCCCACCGAGCCCGGCUUCGGCUCGCACUGGACGGUGAAUUUGGCUGCACCCCCUGGGACGAAGCGGCCUCGAAAGCGGGGCAAGCGCAAAAGCCUUCCAGACACCCCGCCUGAAACUAUCACGAUAUUACCUCGCAUACGCGGCAAUCUACUUCCCGCGGACGAGGAACAUCCGUACGGAUCGCCGCUUUCGCCUAACAUGCACUCUCCGCCUCCCCACCGGCCCAACAAGCGCUUGGAAGACCUUCCGCUCUCCGACGAGGAGCACGAACUCGAAUCGCAUCUGUCCUGUCGCCGCGACCGUGGGCGUUCGACGCAACCAAAGAGUCGUGAUACACCAGCAAAGUCAGGCUCACAACCGAAAUCGUUCCUGAAUCGUCCAGCACGGUCCGCGACAACCCCGCCGACGCGCGUACAAGCGACCGACGAUAACAUAGCGGUGGACUACCAUGAAUACCGUCAAAUCGAAAGAUUCGACCAGGACAUGGAAGGACGAUCUCCGUAUGCAAGGGACAGUAGCUCGUCAGCCGCGUCCAGGAUGGCGGACGAACUCGCGCGCGCGCAAUCCGAGGCUUACAGAGCGCUUGCCGAGUUGAAAAGGGCUUAUGAGCUACUGGAGGACGAGACGAGGAGGCGAAGAGUGGCAGAAAGGGUGGCCGAAGAAGAGGCGAGAGCACGCAAAGCCGCUGAGGAGGCGCUCAGGCUUCUGCGCGCAUGACAGGGACCCGAUGCAAUACUAUGCACGCAUCAGAACGGGAGCAGAUAUCGGAACAAUUUCUACAUUGCUGGAUUGAACCAGGCCGCGAGUGUCCAUGGGGGAUCGUAGAUCAUAGACGGGACUUUCUGUAAGCGCUUUCAUGGUAGGAGUCGAGCGAAUGUCUG
This is a messenger RNA of Punctularia strigosozonata HHB-11173 SS5, 1374 nucleotides long. RefSeq lists its product as uncharacterized. Gene Ontology annotation, cellular component: nucleus. The coding region runs from base 80 to 1210 and encodes 376 amino acids. The record is from RefSeq and is a predicted model, not a curated record. The transcript has 3 exons. NCBI's taxonomy places the organism in Eukaryota, Fungi, Basidiomycota, Agaricomycetes, Corticiales, Punctulariaceae. Gene Ontology annotation, biological process: regulation of transcription by RNA polymerase II. Gene Ontology annotation, molecular function: DNA-binding transcription factor activity, RNA polymerase II-specific; RNA polymerase II cis-regulatory region sequence-specific DNA binding.